Haliaeetus leucocephalus (bald eagle) is the source of this 790-nucleotide messenger RNA. It is a transcript of the gene ACP1, whose product is annotated as acid phosphatase 1, soluble. Gene Ontology annotation, biological process: protein dephosphorylation. Gene Ontology annotation, molecular function: acid phosphatase activity; non-membrane spanning protein tyrosine phosphatase activity. The coding region runs from base 31 to 507 and encodes 158 amino acids. The transcript is spliced from 6 exons. Lineage: Eukaryota; Metazoa; Chordata; Aves; Accipitriformes; Accipitridae. The record is from RefSeq and is a predicted model, not a curated record. Gene Ontology annotation, cellular component: cytoplasm.
GCGUGCCUGGCCGGCCGGCCCCGAGCGAAGAUGGCGGCGGGGGAGGUGAAGUCGGUGCUCUUCGUGUGCCUGGGAAACAUUUGUCGCUCUCCAAUAGCUGAAGCAGUUUUUAGAAAACUUGUAACUGAUGAAAAAGUUGAAAAUAAGUGGAGGAUAGACAGUGCAGCGACAUCUGCCUAUGAAAUAGGAAGCCCUCCUGACUAUCGAGGACAGACUUGCAUGAAGAAGCAUGGCAUUACCAUGAAUCAUAUUGCGAGGCAGGUUACUAAAGAUGACUUCCAGACCUUUGAUUAUAUACUUUGUAUGGAUGAGAGCAAUCUAAGAGAUCUGAAAAGGAAAAGCAAUCAAGUUAAAGACUGCAAGGCCAAAAUUGAACUACUUGGAGCUUAUGAUCCACAGAAACAACUUAUCAUUGAAGAUCCAUACUAUGGGAAUGAAAAGGACUUUGAAACUGUUUACGAGCAAUGUGUUAGAUGCUGUAAAGCAUUUUUUGAGAAGUCUCAUUAAUGCUUCAUCAUUUUAUUUCUAAAAGAAAAUAAUUAGCUUCUCCUGAAAUAUGUAAAGUUUACUUGAUUGAUGUAUUUAAAUUGUAAAAUUACGUCUCAGUAGGUUCAAAACUUUUUCAGUUUAAUUCUACGUUUUAGCUUUUCUGUCAUCUAAUUAAAAAAUAUAGCAAAGUUUUAAUUGGAUUAGAUGAUCAACCAUUUUGUCACACAUCAGUGUAAUAAGGAAGUAUAUCACUCAGAAUAAAUUUAUCUGUAAACUCUUCCAGUGCUUUCUCACAAGCACU